Caenorhabditis briggsae is the source of this 642-nucleotide messenger RNA. It is a transcript of the gene Cbr-mdt-9, whose product is annotated as Protein CBR-MDT-9. The coding region runs from base 1 to 642 and encodes 213 amino acids. Gene Ontology annotation, molecular function: zinc ion binding; guanyl-nucleotide exchange factor activity. The transcript has 4 exons. The record is from RefSeq and is a predicted model, not a curated record. Gene Ontology annotation, cellular component: cytosol; membrane. Gene Ontology annotation, biological process: post-Golgi vesicle-mediated transport; small GTPase-mediated signal transduction. NCBI's taxonomy places the organism in Eukaryota, Metazoa, Nematoda, Chromadorea, Rhabditida, Rhabditidae.
AUGAGCUCAACGAGCAAGGAAGCUAACAAACCAAGUGCUGAAAGCUAUCUGAAUAAGCUGUACGCUGACCUUUAUCAUCUUGUCAAUUCUGUGGAAAAAGGAAGUGGCUCUGAAUUGACUGUUCGACUUAGAAACGUUGAAUCCGAUAUUGCAAAUUUCAAAGAAGCCAUAAAGACACUUCCUGAUAUCAGUGUCGGAGAAGGGAAACAAAGAGGGCAAAUAUCUGCAUUGUAUAAACAGAUUGAGAAGAAAGAUGAGCUCCUCGAAUCACUCGCAGCCUUCAGUCUCGACGCAAGGACCAAUGAGGACACAUUGAUUUGCAAAGAAUGUAAAACUGUGGUGAUUUUGAAAAAUAUGACAACGGAGUUUCUUAACGAGGAACGAGAUCUUCCUCUUCCAAGGCAGAAAAAAGGGAUAGAUCACACUCAAACCGAGCCUGUUCGUGGAUAUUUUGGUGUCAAGGACAUUUUCGCCUUCGAGAAUGUUGGGUUCACAAGGUCUUCAGAAGGGAAACGUUAUCUCGUUUGUGGCGAGUGCGAACAAGGACCUGUUGGAUUCGUUGAUACAUUAACCGAAAUGAAUUACGUUACUCCUGAAAGACUUGCUGUACAGCAGACCACCAAUUCACCUGUCGAAAACUAA